AUGAUAGAUUGUAAACCCAGAUCGACACCAUGUGAGCAAAAACUAGACCAAAAUGAUCACAAUGAUCCAGUAGAUGCAAGAAAAUAUCAAGAGAUAGUAGGUAGCUUGCUGUAUGUUAUGACCUGUCCAAGGCCAGAUUUAAGCUGGGUAAUCAGUAAACUGUCACAGUACUUAUCAGAGCCAACAGAACAACAUCUAACCACAGCUAAGCAUGUGAUGAGGUACUUAAAGCGUACGACUGACUAUGAGUUGUGCUACAGAAAAUGUAGUGAAAACUUGAAACUCAAGGCAUAUAGUGAUGCCGAUUGGGCCUCUGAUGUGAAUGAUAGGAGGAGUAUGACUGGAUACUGCUUUAGCCUAACCAAGAAUGGUCCACUGAUUGCAUGGAAAUCAAAGAAACAGCCCACUGUAGCUUUAUCUACAUGUGAAGCUGAAUACAUGGCAUUGGCUGCGACUACACAAGAAAGUCUGUACCUUAUGCAGUUACUCAAAGGAAUGGAUAAAGGGUGUCAUUAUGAACCAAUACAAAUCUUUGGAGACAAUUAG
Molecule: messenger RNA, 546 nt
Organism: Bombina bombina (fire-bellied toad)
Lineage: Eukaryota; Metazoa; Chordata; Amphibia; Anura; Bombinatoridae
Exons: 1
Coding region: 1-546 (181 amino acids)
Source: RefSeq, a predicted model, not a curated record